Molecule: messenger RNA, 2517 nt
Organism: Dipodomys spectabilis (banner-tailed kangaroo rat)
Lineage: Eukaryota; Metazoa; Chordata; Mammalia; Rodentia; Heteromyidae
Gene: Dync1i1
Product: dynein cytoplasmic 1 intermediate chain 1
Exons: 17
Coding region: 84-1970 (628 amino acids)
Biological process (GO): transport along microtubule
Cellular component (GO): cytoplasmic dynein complex
Molecular function (GO): dynein light chain binding; dynein heavy chain binding
Source: RefSeq, a predicted model, not a curated record
UCGGCUGCUCCGCCACGGUCUCGCCAGAGCCCGGGAGUCGCCGCCUGCCAGACCCCAGAGCCGCCGCUGCCCAGGUAACCAACAUGUCUGACAAAAGUGACUUAAAAGCUGAGCUUGAGCGCAAAAAGCAGCGCUUAGCACAAAUAAGAGAAGAAAAGAAACGGAAGGAAGAAGAACGGAAAAAGAAAGAGGCGGAUAUGCAGCAGAAGAAAGAACCUGUUCAGGAUGACUCAGAUCUCGAUCGCAAGCGUCGGGAGACAGAGGCUUUACUUCAGAGCAUUGGUAUAUCGCCCGAGCCACCUCUAGUCCCAACCCCUAUGUCUCCCUCCUCGAAAUCAGUGAGCACUCCCAGUGAAGCUGGAAGCCAAGACUCAGGCGAUCUGGGACCAUUGACAAGGACCCUGCAGUGGGACACAGACCCCUCAGUGCUCCAGCUGCAGUCAGACUCAGAACUUGGAAGAAGACUGCAUAAGCUGGGCGUGUCAAAGGUUACCCAGGUGGAUUUCCUGCCAAGGGAAGUAGUGUCUUAUUCCAAGGAAACCCAGACUCCUCUUGCUACACACCAGUCUGAAGAGGAUGAGGAAGAUGAGGAAAUGGUGGAAUCCAAAGUUGGCCAUGAAUCAGAACCAGAAAAUCAAGACAAAAAGCAGGAGGUGAAGGAAGCUCCACCAAGAGAGCUGACUGAGGAAGAAAAACAGCAGAUCCUUCAUUCAGAGGAAUUCCUCAUCUUUUUUGAUGGAACAAUUCGGGUAAUUGAAAGAGCUUUGGCUGAAGACUCCGAUAUCUUUUUCGACUACAGUGGUCGAGAACUAGAGGAAAAGGAUGGGGAUGUUCAAGCUGGAGCCAAUCUUUCUUUCAAUCGUCAGUUCUAUGAUGAGCAUUGGUCCAAGCAUCGAGUAGUCACUUGUAUGGACUGGUCUCUCCAGUACCCUGAGCUGAUGGUUGCUUCUUACAACAACAAUGAAGAUGCUCCUCAUGAACCAGAUGGAGUGGCGUUGGUUUGGAACAUGAAGUUUAAGAAAACCACACCAGAAUAUGUUUUCCACUGUCAGUCCUCUGUGAUGUCAGUCUGCUUUGCUCGUUUUCAUCCUAAUUUGGUGGUUGGUGGGACUUACUCUGGCCAGAUUGUCCUCUGGGAUAAUCGCAGUCAUCGAAGGACACCUGUCCAGCGGACACCCUUGUCAGCUGCUGCACACACACAUCCUGUGUACUGUGUAAAUGUCGUUGGGACCCAGAAUGCUCACAACCUCAUCACUGUCUCCACCGAUGGUAAAAUGUGUUCCUGGAGCCUGGACAUGCUUUCAACUCCUCAGGAGAGCAUGGAGUUGGUGUACAACAAGUCCAAGUCCGUUGCUGUUACCGGAAUGGCUUUCCCGACCGGGGACGUCAAUAACUUCGUGGUUGGCAGCGAGGAGGGUACAGUCUACACGGCUUGUCGUCAUGGAAGCAAGGCAGGCAUUGGUGAGGUCUUCGAAGGUCAUCAAGGGCCAGUGACGGGAAUUAACUGCCACAUGGCAGUGGGCCCCAUCGACUUUUCUCACCUGUUUGUCACAUCAUCAUUUGACUGGACUGUCAAACUCUGGACUACAAAGCACAACAAGCCGCUCUACUCCUUUGAAGACAAUGCCGACUAUGUGUACGAUGUCAUGUGGUCCCCCGUGCAUCCCGCGCUCUUUGCCUGCGUGGACGGGAUGGGGCGCUUGGACCUCUGGAACCUCAACAAUGACACGGAGGUUCCAACAGCGAGUGUGGCCGUUGAGGGGGCAUCGGCCCUAAACCGUGUACGCUGGGCUCAAGCUGGCAAAGAGGUUGCUGUGGGAGACUCAGAAGGCCGAAUUUGGAUCUAUGACGUGGGAGAGCUUGCAGUUCCCCACAACGAUGAAUGGACAAGAUUUGCCAGGACCCUAGUGGAGAUUCGCGCAAACAGAGCUGACAGUGAGGAAGAAGGCACCGUAGAGUUAUCUGCCUAGUAGAAAUGAGCUGCCCUAUCCAGACCCUGCCUUGACUGUCUGCAAUCACGCCCAUCAUCCUGUGUUCAAUGUUCAUUUGGUGUCGGUAUUGCUGUGACAUUUUGGGCACCGUGUUGUGCCAGUUUUGCUCCAAGUUUCCCCUAUGUAUCCUACCAUGCGUUCUCCUUAGACCUGAACUUGACCAGAACAUUUCUGUCUUUGUAUUUCUGUCUCAGAAAUGAAGGGGGGGUGGCAUUUAUGGGUUUAGUUGUUGCCUUUUAACUACUUAGUAGCUGUAUUUAAUAGCUGGAAACCUCUGGUUAAAUUUGUGCUUACACGUACUUCUGGCAUAGUCCUAUUAAAUCCAUAUGAAGCCAGAUAUGAUUGGGUGCAGAUGUGGUGUGCCUCAUGAUAUGGUACAGGGCCAAAGACUUGAGAUGUGGUGUUUUACAUGGUGACUCACAUUAUGAAUGGAUUUACUAGAAGAACAUUGCUGCUCCUUAUUUAUUGUAGCGUGCUGCAUGGAACAUAUUUAUUUGAAAGCAUUAAAAUAAACGAUCCUAGAGCA